This is a messenger RNA of Pleuronectes platessa (European plaice), 1369 nucleotides long. RefSeq names its product glutathione S-transferase kappa 1. The coding region runs from base 320 to 1006 and encodes 228 amino acids. Gene Ontology annotation, biological process: glutathione metabolic process. Gene Ontology annotation, molecular function: glutathione peroxidase activity; glutathione transferase activity. The record is from RefSeq and is a predicted model, not a curated record. The transcript is spliced from 8 exons. Lineage: Eukaryota; Metazoa; Chordata; Actinopteri; Pleuronectiformes; Pleuronectidae. Gene Ontology annotation, cellular component: peroxisome; mitochondrion.
UCGGUAGGGAGAAGAAGGGUGGCAGGUUUGUGGCAGUUCGCCUGAGGGCAGAUCACAGGGGCAGCGCUGUGGACGCUCGAACUUCACGUCACUCACACAAACCUGUUGUCAACUCAACACUGAGUAACUACAGUGUGAGGUCGAGUCCCUGAAAACCAUCUGAAGGGAUUCGAGUGGACGUGUUUCCCUGGAUUCAGCCCGAGGCAGAGCAGCGGGCAGCAGCUUGAGUCUAUCCUGUGUGUGUGGAACGUGCUUUAGUAACACGGCCUUGUCUUACAUUAAAGCGAAGCGUCUCUGAGGACAGAAGUGAGAUCUGAAGAUGUCAUCCAAGAAAGUGAUCGAGUUGUUCUACGAUGUGGUCUCCCCAUACUCUUGGCUCGGCUUUGAGAUCAUGUGUCGCUACAGAACUGUGUGGAACGUGGAGUUGAAGCUGCGUCCUGCUUUCCUGGGCGGCGUCAUGCAGGGAUCAGACAAUAGGCCUCCUGGUAUGGUUCCAAAUAAAAUGGUAUACAUGAGCAACGAUCUGCAGCGCUUGUCUAAGUAUUUUGAGGUUCCCCUGAGACCUCCAUCAAACCCCGCUGAGGCCAUGUUCAUCAAAGGUUCCUUGUCUGCAAUGCGAUUCGUGACAGCAGUACAAAAGAGGGAAAAGGAUGGAGACAAACAGGUGGAGCAGGUUUCCCGGGAGCUGUGGAGACGAAUCUGGAAUCAGGACAAAGACAUCACUGAACCUGCGUCACUGUCUGAGGCAGCAAAGAAAGCAGGUCUGUCUGAUGAUGAUAUUAAAUCAGCGAUGGAGUCGUACAACACCAAGGAGAUUAAAGACAAGCUGAAAAGCACAACGCAGGAUGCACUUGACUAUGGGUCGUUCGGCUUCCCCAUGAUAGUGUGUCAUAUUGAUGGAAAACCAGAGAUGUAUUUUGGAUCUGACCGGUUUGAGCUCAUGGCCCACCGCCUCGGAGAGAAGUGGCUGGGACCUGUGCCUCACAAGGCCGCUGCCAAGCUGUGAGAUGGAAACUGUCUUCAAACAUGUGCUUGAAGAUUCUGGAAUCUAUCUGUCUUUAAUGAUGCCUUUAAACUUCAAAAUUCACAUUCUGUAAGCGGUGCCUUUUUAAGUGUUUCUCUCAUAUUUUGUUCACUAUUAACACACAAGGAUUGCUUAUUAUAUAAUAUUAUAUAUUAUAAAUGGUUACUAAUGCAGUGUGAAUAAGAUAUGUGUUGAAAUAUUUCAAAUUGUUUCUUGAAAUAGAGAAUUUCAAAUUGUUGACAAAUAUGAGCACUUACAAUAUCUUUACAACGACAUCAUAGACAUAGAAACCAUUUAUUGUAUGAAUUUUUCUUAUAAAGAAUAAAUAUGGUGAAUAAAAUUAAA